AUGCUCGUCAUCAUCGUCAUACUUAGUUUCUUCAUCAUCCUCUUCUUCUCUCUGGCCUUCUCAAAGCCCCAGUCCAAUGUGAUAAGCAGCAGUACAAAGCCUGUCGCCAACCUUGGUGAGGAUCAGCUGCUCAGCUGCUAUCUUGACACACAAACUUCCCAAGACAAAGUGACAGUGACCUGGAAGAAGACCGACCUGACCGGCCUGGUUUACUUUUAUCAGAAUGGAGCUCCGGAUCUGACGAAUCAGGCGUCACAGUUCAGUGGGAGAACUCAGCUCUUCCCUCAGGCUGUAGUCACAGGCAAUGCCUCUCUGCUGCUGAGGAAUGUGAGACGCAGUGAUGAGGGGAAGUACACAUGCAGCAUCAGCUCCUCUAAAGGUGGAGGAGAGGUCAGCAUUCAACUCAGAACAGCAGCUUUUUCAGCGCCCACUUUCACCUUCUCAAAUGGCACCCUGUCUGCUGAGGCAGUCAGUUGGUUCCCUAAGCCAAGCGUUUCAUGGUUAAACCAAACUGAGAACAUCCUGAAUGGAAGCUCCACUUUCACAGAAAACUCUGAGGGGAUAUUCAGCAUCUUCAGCACACUGCUGUCGGUCCAAGUCAGUGACACCUACAGCUUCAGGAUUGAAAACAACUUGGUGAUGUCUCUUUCUGAGGCAACUAUAUCAGGCUCGGAUGUUUCAUGGAGGACUUAUUUCACCUUCAGUGCUGCUUCAUUCCGUCCAGUUGGAUCACUUUAUCUCAUUAUUAUGACCAGUUUCCUCUGCAUCUAUUAUGUGACCUUUUGACACACUAUUGUACACAAAAAAACACAACAGAUAUAGACAGAUACUUCCCCUGGCUGCAUAUGUGUGUGCAUGUGCUGCAUUUAAGGUCAGGAUAUGUCCAAAGUAAAGACUGACAUUCACAAAAGUGGUCCUCUUUGAAGAUUGUGUAGCUUUACUUUAAUGUAAUUUAUUACUGCGUGUGUUACAGUUGUGUAGUGCCAUUUAACUCUGUGCUGGAUGUUUUUAAUAGUUUAUCUAUUAACUUUUAAUAUUAUUUUUUACAUCCUCUAAUGCAUUUACAGUGUGUGAACUGAGAGUUCCAUUUAAAUUAUGUCAGUAAAAUUCAGCUAUCUUGACUUUGAAAUUUUACUUUAAUGCAGACAUGUAACAUAAUGAAAUACAGAAAUAUAGAAACAAAACAAGAAAAACAUUGAAACAUUUACAUUUUAGCACAUUUUCUGUGACAGUUUUAAUGUCUAAUUCUAGAAGCACUCACUUUAUUUCUUUAGAAAGCUCUACCUCUAGUUACCUUACACCUUUCAUUUAAAUCUAAAAACUACAGACAGUGUCCAGUAACCAUGGCAGAACUGGUUUCAGGUAAUCUGAACCUUUCAAAUAAACCUUAAACACCUCAGUCUACAGAAAUCUGUAGAUUCCUCUUGGAUUUUGUGCGGAUGAUGUUUGCAGCUGUUUAUUCAUACUCGAUUUAUACUGUUGUUCUAUUUCCAUCAUCUGAUAAUGUUUUUAUAAAUGCUUAUUGCUCUAAUUCCUCUCAACAAAUAUAUUUUCACCCCAAUGAGACUCAGAUUAAUGACGGAAUUUUAAAAAAUUAAAUAAUUAAAGUUUUAUUUUUGAAAAAUGCUUUUUGUGAUGUCAAGGGUGACCGUGUUGCUUUAAAAUGUUUUUUUGUUUUUUUUACUUAAAACCUUUGAAAGUAAAUCCUGGGGAAUUGAUGAUUGUGUCCUCCUGUCUGUAGUGACACUAACUUUGCCUGAUUAGAAGUCUGCAUUUGGGUCCUUUCCACAUCCACAGCACAAAAGCUUUAUCCCUGGUGGUAGGUGUCAGUUUAAUUUCUCUGGUCUGCAGAGGUCCUCCAUCAAAUGUGUUUUCUGCAUCAAUUUAUGAUGAAAAACCUGUUACAUAAAGGAAAACACAAAGCUAAAAAAAUCAGCCAAUAGUUCAACAUAAUGCAGUGAGUCACAUCCCGUAUUGUUUUUCAAGUAUUUGGUAUUGUCAGCUUUUUUCUUUUAGUAUUAUCUUAUUAUUAUAGUAUCAUCUAUGUAUCUGCCUGGUGUCCGGCUGGUUUUGUGCCUUUUGUUACCUGCUUAAAUGUGCAUAUGUCACCUAUUUCCAUUAUUUUAGUUGAGUUAUCUGCUCCUGGAUUUUAUUUCGACUUUACUGUGUUUCAGCAAGAUCUCAUGUGCAAAACUUUUUCACACAUCCACGUUUCACACCGAUUUUUAGGAAUCGCGUACAUCUCCACUAGAUUAUUGAGGCUGACUGAAAAGGAGAAGUGUGAGCAACACUUCCUUAAGAUUAGUUUGUCAUCUAGAAACAGCACUUCGAAACUGGAACAAACUUGGCUCACACAUUGUUCACAAUUUCUCCUCCCUUUUCCUCCUUUGCGUUAAAUGUGGCUUCUUCUUCUUCUUCUUUUCUAAGUAAUUAUGCUUCUUUAAUGUUUUUCUUCGGGUGAACUGAAUCAGUUGUUAGAAACCCUGGUGCCAUGCUGUAAACACAGCCAGCUAUUUUUGGUGUUGAUGCCAUUGUCCCAAAAGGUGAUUUCGUAUGUUCCACAGAUUAUAGGACGACGGGUCAUUUACAACAGUUUGAACCAGCAGUCCCCAACCUUUUUUGCG
Messenger RNA from Haplochromis burtoni (Burton's mouthbrooder), 2624 nucleotides. RefSeq names its product V-set domain containing T cell activation inhibitor 1 (gene vtcn1). The coding region runs from base 1 to 786 and encodes 261 amino acids. The transcript is spliced from 4 exons. Lineage: Eukaryota; Metazoa; Chordata; Actinopteri; Cichliformes; Cichlidae. The record is from RefSeq and is a predicted model, not a curated record.